CUGCACGAGAGGCUGAAAUAAACCUCGCUCACCUGCACGCGCAACCGGAAGCGUUUGGUGUGCAGUUUUUUUAACGUCCGGUGUGAACGCGGAGCAGCCGUUAGCUGGACUGUAAACACUAGCUAGCUGUUAGCACACCCAGCUAGCCUGAUUUUAGUGCAGCGCUGAAAAGUGAACAAGACGUGUGCGGCUGUACAAGCACAAUGGCCUCCGCUCCCCCCCUCGCCUCCCUGCGCCUCCUCCUCCCUCCUCUCCGCCUGCUGACGGCAGCGAUGUGGCGGGUCACUCGGCAGCAAAGCGUGAAGCAUUAUGGGAUGUUGGAGGACUUUGUUUCCCUGGUGACCGAGGCUGUCCCACAGCUGCUGACUGACAGGCAGAGGAGUCUGCUGCUGCUGGCGCUGAGAGCCAAGGUGACCCUCUGUGACCCGGAUCCACAGGCCGUCCACGCCCACCUGGACAAAAUCCACUCCGUCUCCGAGGCAACGCAGCCGGACGAAGAGGUCGACGAAGGCCGUUCUGCUCUGUUGACUCUGACCGAUAGACUGACGCAGAGUCCGGCGGACAGACAGCGCCUCCUGCAGGAGGUGUUCGACCACAGUUUUGACUCGGCGCUCCAGUCCCUCAUGUCGGACUUCCUGUCCCGGAUCGAGCAGCUGUUCCCCGUGCCCGACUUCAAACAGGCUGCUUCCUGGCUCGAUGCUGCCCCCGGUGGUCUGGAGGACUGUCUGCAGGAGGCCGACAGUGAGGAGCUGAGGGAGCUACUGACCAAUCGGAGCUGUCUGCUGGGACGAGCAACCACCACGGUGGGUCGUGACACGGAGAAGAUCCUCCUCGCGGCCUGGUCCCACCCCUUCGUCACCAAACUGACCAAUCCUGACCCUCCUUCCACCGACACAGAGGUCCAAUCGGAUCCUCUCCCUGACGCGGUUAGUCCCAUCCAGCUGGACGUGGAGCUGGUAAAGGUGGAGGUGGUGGUGAUGACGGAGGACGAACAGGAGGAGGUAGAGGAGACUGUGAUUGGUCAGACCAUGUCGCCGGUGGAGCACGAGGCGUCCAGCGAGCGCUCGGCGGAGGGCGGGGACGACUGUGCUGUCGCACCUGUGAUUCUGGAAGUGGACAGGUUGAAGGACUCACCUGGAAACUUCGCAGACCAAUCAGAAGACACAGUCGACCAAUCGGAUCCGUCCUGCUCUGAGGUCACAGCUAAUGCUCUGUACAGCAUUUCCCAUAAUUCUCAGCGGGUGGCUCACAAGUGUCCUCGGUGUGGAAAAUGUUUCAUCUACCGUUCUCAGGUGAUCCGUCACCUGCGCACCAGUAAGUCCUGCGGGGCGGCUCUAACGGCGCCUGGAGCUGUGAACCUGCUGAGUCAACCCGUUGGUCCCGAGGAAGAGCCCCGCCCCCCGGAGCCCCGCCUCCCGGAGCCCCGCCCCCCCAGGACCCACUCCUGUUUCCAGUGCAACGCCACGUUCAAAACCAAAGCCGAGCUCCUGUCGCACCAGCGCAGCCACCGGGCCCGCCCCGUCUACCAGUGCGGCCAGUGCGACAAGGAGUUCCACCACCUGUCCAGUCUGACCAAUCACAAGCAGACCCACCUGGACAAGGGAGGGUUCACCUGCAGCCGGUGUGAAAAGGUGUUUGAGUCGGCCAAGGAGAGAGACGCCCACCGGCUGCAGCACCGGCUGCCGGACCUCACCUGCACGGUGUGCGACCAGACGUUCAGCUCUCAGACGCAGCUGCUGCGACACCUGCAGACCCACUCGGUGGAGGGAGCCGAGCCCUGCUACAACUGCCGCUUCUGCGACCAGAGCUUCUCAGGAGUGACGCAGCUUCGGAUCCACCAGCGCACGCACACUUUCCGCUCGUACCAGUGCGACCAGUGCAGCAAGACGUACGGCUCUCUGACCGGCCUCCACUCCCACCGGGCGAGCCACACCGCCGAGAGCCGCUUCCUGUGUCCGCAGUGCGGCAAGCGCUUCAAGACCCGGGACGGGUUGGAGGGCCACCUGAGGACGCACACCGGGGAGCGGCCCUACCGCUGCCCCUACUGCCCCAAAGACUUCACCGCGCUCGCCGGCCUCAACGUGCACGUGCGGCGGCACACCGGGGAGCGCCCGUACGUGUGCACGGUGUGCGGGAAGGGCUGGCCGUCCGGAGGCGACCUGCAGAAGCACAUGAGGACUCACACGGGCGAGCGGCCGUACGUCUGCCAGGACUGCGGGAAGGCCUUCUCCAUCUCCUGUCACCUGACCGAACACCGGAGGAUCCACACCGGAGAGAAGCCCUUCUCGUGUCCAGAAUGCGGUAAAUGUUUAAGGAGGAAGUUUGAUCUGAAGAAACACAUGUUGUCUCACAGCGACGUUCGUCCGUACGCCUGCGUUUACUGUCCCAAGAGCUACACCCGCAAAACUCACCUGAACCGACACCUGCUGACACACCGGACCGCUGCCGGCGAGGAGGCGGAGACGGCCGACGAGGCCUGAAACCGAGUCUCAUCCCGCAGUGCAUGUUCUGUGAGCUUUACGUGUCAGCCAUCACUUUUUACAUGGAUUUCCUUCCUGCAGAGAGAGAACCAAUCACGGUGAACGGUCAGUCGCCUCUGCCGUUACGUUAUUGACUCGUGGUGACGAAGCGGCGAGGCUGUCGAGUCCGACCAGCUGCUCCGAUGUGAAGAUCGCAGAAUCUCUACCGUUUUAAAGACUCGGUCCUGGAACAGUCUCGCCGCUGCGUCGCCGCACGCCGCCAUGGUGAGAGCGUGGCUGUUGGUGCGUACGCACCUGUGUAAUGUUUAUGUCGUCAGUGUGACUCUGACGUCGACCCGAACACUAUUUACAUCUCCGAAUCAGCCUUUUUUUUUUUUUUUUUUUUUUUGAGAAACAGGAUUUUUUUUUAACUUUUGGUCGCCGUGGUGAUUUGACGAUGCACGGACGGGUUCAAAAAGACAAGCAAACGCCACACGUGUGAACAGUAGCUGCUCUUUUCUUGUGUCUGUCGAUGAACACCAACACCACUCAUUUCCACCACCUGUCGGUGAGAGCUGUCCCUGUUGCCAUGGAGAUUUUGUAUCUGUGCUCUGCUGAUAUAUAAAAGCUGUUGUGUUAUAUAUUGUAAAGUGACUCUUACUGGCCGUUAUUUAACACCUUUCACAGGUUUCAUUCGUCUCUCCUGACGUGAAUCAGACCCCGGGGCAGCCUGGUAGGAUGUCAACAAACUUUAUUAGCCUCAUCUUGCUUUACAGGGACAACAGGAAGUGUUUCUAUUCGUCGUCGCCCGCCGUCCUUUCGAUAACCUUCCUCAUCCACCUGCUCAUCCUGUACAGGUGAGUGUAGAAGCCGUACUUUCC
Siniperca chuatsi (mandarin fish) is the source of this 3340-nucleotide messenger RNA. Its product is annotated as zinc finger protein 271-like. Gene Ontology annotation, cellular component: shelterin complex. The coding region runs from base 204 to 2480 and encodes 758 amino acids. Lineage: Eukaryota; Metazoa; Chordata; Actinopteri; Centrarchiformes; Sinipercidae. The record is from RefSeq and is a predicted model, not a curated record. Gene Ontology annotation, molecular function: telomeric repeat DNA binding. Gene Ontology annotation, biological process: regulation of telomere maintenance via telomere lengthening; telomere capping. The transcript is spliced from 12 exons.